GGAACACAUCAAAGCAGCCCCUUAGAACGGCGGGGUGAAUGAACCAGGAUCCUCUCGAAAGAGCUUUUCCUUGCACAUAUAUUUUUUUUGGUAAGCAACUAAACGAAGGCUCUCUCUCUCUCUCUCUCUCUCUAGCUUCUUUUUUUUCUGGGUUAAGAUUUCAGUUUCAAUUGUGUUUAACGGCUCCAAUGUGAAACCGCUGGUCCUGUCAGUGCAGUUCUUCGUGUGCACUUUGGAGUCUCCGAGCGCAGCCAUAGGAAUGACUUUGCGCGGCUGACGUCAGGAAUACCUCACCAGCAGCACCGGCGGUGGGCAGGGAGCUGCUUCUUCCGAGGAGAAGGAGGAGGAUAUGAGGAGCAAUCGUGGAAGAGGAGUCAGUCCGACCUUGUCUGGCUCGCAGUCCCGCGCCCGGUCGUGCGUAAACGCUGCAAAAAGAGUUGGCUGCGUCUGAAGCCACUUCGGGCGCGUACAACUUUGGCCCUCAUUCAUGGUUUUUUUUUUUUCGGGGGGGGCGGAUUCGCAACACAUCCACGUCUGGGUGAUGUGCACAGGAAUACAUCAGCACUACUCCAACCUCUUCCGCAUAUUGGAUUUCAAUGCAAAGAGAAGGUCGCCAACGUCCCUCUUAAGGAUUCGGGAAAUGAAGACUGCUGCUGACGGGGACUCUUUUCCUUUUCUUCUUUUUUUAAACUUUUGAAAGCUUUUUUUCUUUUUUUUUUCCUACGCAGUUUUGAUUAAAGGAUUUUUGAUCAACUCGCGAAAGCAAUUGUCUCCAUGUGCAGGGAAUACUCGUUGCAUGGCAUGUAUUAGAACGCAGCCGAGUUGUGGAUCGAGCCUGCGCGUCGUACAGUGCACACAUCCGAGCACAAUGCGUCUGAUUUGAACCCCUCCGUCUGUACGAAGUGCCAACAUUCAGCCGGUAUGGCGAACGAGUGCAAUCGCAACAUUGUGGAAAAGUACAUCUGCCAUAAACUCUCCAAACGGGGCUACGUGUUUGGAUUUGACGACGUCCGAGAUGAAGAUGCCGCCGAUGACGGCUUAAUAGUUGUCCCGCCGCCGACUCUGGUCCGCCGGUGCCGUGAAUCCGGCACCGGGCCCGACAUCGAGAGCGUCCCCCACCUCUGCAAACGGCUCCCGCAGUCCGACCCGACCGCCGCCAUCCACCGGGUCCUGCGCGAGGCUGGGGACGAACUCGAGAGACUGUACCAGCCGGACUUCACGGAGAUGUCGCGGCAGCUGUACCUCACCUCCACCACGGCGCAGCGGAGGUUCGCCGAGGUGAUAGACGAACUGUUCCGGGACGGGGUGAACUGGGGCCGGAUUAUCGCGUUCUUCGAGUUCGGGGGCACGGUGUGCGCGGAGUGCGCCGCCAAGCAGGAGAUGACCUCGCAGGUGGACAACAUCGCGGAGUGGAUGACGGAGUAUUUAAAUGGACCUCUGAACAACUGGAUACAAGAUAACGGGGGAUGGGAUGCCUUUGUGGAGCUGUAUGACAGACAGAGGGACUCCCUCUUCAAUUGCUCCUGGCCCUCCAUUAAGACGGUCUUCGGUCUGGCUGCACUCGGGGCCGCCAGCCUCACCAUCGGAGCAUACCUUACUCAGAAGUGAACAAGCCCCUGUUCUACCAGCCUGACUUUGUUCCUCCUCCUCCUCCUCCUCCUCCUCCUUGUGCCUCUUCUUUUUUCUUCUUCUCCUUUUUAUAGAUGCCCCUGACCCCUCAGAGACAACCUUCAGACUCUUCCGAAUCAUGCUCUCUUCAAAGCCCUCUCUCAGAAAACUCCCUCUCCCUCGCCCCUCCAUGUCAAAACAGACACAAAUCAAAACAAUUGAAGCAACCCGACGCACAGCCCAUACAGAGCAAGUGGACGUCUUGAAAAGAGGCCGCUUAGAUGUGAUCACACUAAGCCGAGUACGACUGAGGAGAAAGGGAGGUGGCAUGACUGGCAUGCAUCUAUUAUAUUUUAAUUAGUUUGGUUCUGCCUGCUUCUGUACUAGUUAUAGCAUGAAUGUUGAGUGUUAGUGUAGACGUUGCAUGUGUCAGAGCUCAUGCGGGACCCUCUAUUAGGAGGCCUUGACGACGGGGGUGCGCAUGGACAAUGAUGCCCCACACCGGAGAGGAAGCGGCCACACGACCCGCCCCUGCUUGUUAGGGUGAAGAACCCCGUUUGAACUAUGGACUCCGGUUACACCCCCCCCCCCCCUGACCCCCCCCCCCCACCCUGCAGCCGUCCUUCAAAGGACUUCCUCCACGGAACAGCUGCUCAGAAUGUAUAAUGGAAAACAGCUCGCUACAACCAGCAGCGCGGUUUGUGUCUCCUGCUUUCACUCCUCAGACAGCUCCAGUGAACUCUGAACACACUCCAGCAUUAUACUCUCGCUGGCCUCUCAAGAGUCAGGGGAACACUGAGCUCUGCUGAUCUUUCUUUCGCAGAGCUCGAAAGCUCCUUGAUUGCGAUCUGUGUGUUGGUUUUCAUUUUUCUCAGCACGCCAAAAUCCCCAAAUUAUGUGGCUUUUAAAUCACAGGAAAAAAAGGAGGAGAAUGGUGAAUUUUUCAAGGAGUGAAAAUCACGCCGAAGAAGCCCGUCGUUGCAUAAAAUAUCAGAUGUUGAUGAAUAUAUUGAGAGAAAUGUUGAGCACAGCACAAAAGAGGGAGGUAAAAGUAAUAGAAAGCCUCUCAGGGAGGCAAUCCGCCACAUAAACAUAUACGGGAUAUGAAAUGUGCAUUCCUCAAGUAAAGCGAUGUGAACGAGACCACUCCUCUGCUAAAAAAAGAAAAAGAAAUCACUCACCUUUAAAAAAAAAAAAAAAAAAAAAAGCACCAUCACUGUUCACAUAUUAGCACCAAGCGACUCUUCAAGGAUGACCGCUCUUUUCUAUUUUCUACCACGGUUUCUACCAGCUUUCUUCCUCGGUCCGUUUGUGGGCAGAUUGUUUGGGCUGACUCCGGUCAACAUGUGUCCUCCAGCUGCUGAGGCCUCUGCUGAGAAUCCACUCUGACAAAAGGCGCUUGUUGACGUAGACUGAGAGACAAAACUCGCCUGGCUACAGAUGAGCACGUGGAAGACCCCCACCCCCACCCCCCCCACCCCCCGGUUUGGGACUGAAGCCAGUACGUCCCAUGUGCUGGAACCUGAGAUGCCCCUUCUCUCCGGUCCGCAAAUGCAUUCAGUCAUUGAUUUUGUUUUAUUGAUGUUUGUCUUGUGUUACAGUCUGAUAGAAAAUGUGGAAGUGCUCACUCACUCCAAAAUAUGUUUGGUUUAUACUUUUUGGAUAGUUGGUUAUGGAGUUUUAAAUUUUUUUUUCCUCUGUCAUUAAAAAUGGUCAACUUCUUUGUUGCAUGUAUGAAAGAUAGGCCUGUCUUCACACAACAGAUAUGUGUAACCAUAUUUAUAACAGAAUAGGGUAGCAUAUAACAAAACAAAUAACAUCAAAGGAGUUGCAUUUUUUCUAUUUAUUGAGAGGUACCAGAUCACAGAUUUUUUUUAACAGUACUUUGAUGAAAUUUGUAUUGUUUUCACUUUUUCUAUUCUAAAGGAAUCACACUGUAAUUUCUUUUUGCCCGGCUGCUAUUAUAACAAGAAAGAUGUUUUCUUUUUCCUUUUUCUUUUUAAGUGAUUUUCUGUGUCGUAUUAAUGUUGGCUUAAGGCUGCUAUACUGUUGAUUUUACUUUUACUUACAGCUUAAACUGCCACAGAUUUACAGUAUAGUUCUAGAGAGCUGAAAAACCAAAGUUAACUUGUAAUCAUCUUUAAUUUAAUUUUAAAGUAGCUUAAGGGGGGGAAAAAGCAGCUGUUCAUUGAGGUUUUCUCUCUGUGGCAGGUUUGUCUAGUGUUGUACUAUAUCAGCUUUAACUUUUGUCAGCGUUGAUAACUCUGCUUAUCUGUAAAAUGUUGACCUGCCAGACUUAAACCUGGUCUCAGUUGUCACUAUAAACCACCCCAUUUGAUCAUUACAGCAGCUCAGUGUGUGAUAUAUUUCUAGUGGUGUGUGAAUGCGCGUGUGUGCGUGUGCGCGCGCGCGUGUGCGUGUAAGAGGGAACCACAAGGUGAUUUAUGAGCAGGAGUAGGAACGGCUCAACAGCAAUAUACUGUAAUUUUUAUAUUCUCUGUGCAUAUAUGAAUGUAGGCGCCAUGGUUGCUGUACUGUUUUAUGUCUAUAAUCACAAACCUGUAGCACUUAAAAAAAGAAGAGAAAAAAAAAGACAACAAUUAAUUGUGUUUCUGUUUACUGCUAUAUCCACAAUAAGCUAGCGGGGUCAUAUUGUUCCUAAUAAACCGGAUUUCUCAAGCAGCUGCAGUCCAA
Molecule: messenger RNA, 4302 nt
Organism: Cyclopterus lumpus (lumpfish)
Lineage: Eukaryota; Metazoa; Chordata; Actinopteri; Perciformes; Cyclopteridae
Gene: bcl2b
Product: BCL2 apoptosis regulator b
Exons: 2
Coding region: 922-1608 (228 amino acids)
Biological process (GO): extrinsic apoptotic signaling pathway in absence of ligand; intrinsic apoptotic signaling pathway in response to DNA damage; negative regulation of intrinsic apoptotic signaling pathway
Cellular component (GO): mitochondrial outer membrane
Molecular function (GO): protein homodimerization activity; protein heterodimerization activity
Source: RefSeq, a predicted model, not a curated record